This is a messenger RNA of Trachemys scripta elegans, 3842 nucleotides long. RefSeq names its product cathepsin K-like. Gene Ontology annotation, cellular component: lysosome. The coding region runs from base 322 to 1329 and encodes 335 amino acids. NCBI's taxonomy places the organism in Eukaryota, Metazoa, Chordata, Testudines, Emydidae. Gene Ontology annotation, molecular function: cysteine-type endopeptidase activity. The transcript has 9 exons. Gene Ontology annotation, biological process: immune response. The record is from RefSeq and is a predicted model, not a curated record.
AGGAACCUUUGCUACAUCCAGUCUUAGUAAGCCUGGUCUGUGGUCUGUUGUCCUCAGCCUGGUCCUUAAGUGCAAAGAAGAAGGACUGUCUCAGGAUCACAGCAAUUUAACAGUGAGGCGGUGUGGCCUCCCUCCUGCUCAGUUGGGGCUGAGACGCCAGAGUAGGCAGACGGACCCAGCUCGCUCCUGGCCACCGACCCUGCUGCUGAGGCCAGUGACGCCCUGCCUGCCAGGGAACUUACUGCUGCCACGGACCUGCCAGGACUGCCGUGGGCCAUUUAUCCAGUGGAGGCAGACAACACCCCGCUACUCCAGUUUAAGAUGCUGAGAGUGGGCAGUGUUUUACUGCUUAUGGUAGCAGCAUCUGUUGCCAACAUAGGCAAGGAUCCUACCCUUGAUUCAGACUGGGAACGCUGGAAGACAAUCUACCAAAAGCAGUACAGCAGUGAGGAGGAAGAGCUUUCCAGGCGCCUGAUCUGGGAAAAAACCCUGAAAAUGGUUACAGUUCAUAACUUGGAAGAGUCAAUGGGAAAGCAUUCAUACACAAUGGCCAUGAAUGGCUUUGCAGACAUGACAUCUGAGGAAGUAACGGCUACAAUGACAGGGCUCAGAGUAUCUGACUCAGAAAUGGAUAACCUUACAGUUGAUUGGCCUCAAGAAAGUAUUCAGGAUCAGGCCCCAGACUGCAUAGAUUGGAGGAAGAGUGGUUAUGUCACCAAUGUCAAGAACCAGGGAUCUUGUGGUUCUUGUUGGGCUUUCAGUGCCGUGGGGGCCUUGGAAGGACAACUGAAGAAGAAAACAGGGCGUUUGGUGUCACUUAGUCCCCAGAACCUAGUAGACUGCUCCGGGAAAUAUGGCAACUAUGGUUGCAAUGGAGGCUUAAUGACUAAUGCUUUCAGAUAUGUUAUAAACAACCGUGGCAUUGACUCAGAAACGUCAUACCCAUAUGAAGGUCGGGACAAGAAUUGCCGUUAUAAAACUUCUGGACGGGCUGCCACCUGUGUCAGUUAUAAAAAUAUACCUAAGGGAAGUGAAACUUAUCUUGAAAGAACAGUGGCUUCAGUGGGACCAAUAUCUGUUGGUAUAGAUGCAAGUUUGAGAUCCUUCCACCUAUACCACAGUGGUGUGUACUAUGACUCACAAUGCACGUCUUCACAUAUAAACCAUGCCGUUCUUGUUGUGGGAUAUUGUGUGGACAGAGGUGUGCCAUACUGGCUCAUCAAAAACAGCUGGGGAACCAGAUGGGGUGAUCGAGGUUAUAUCCGGAUGGCAAAAAACAGAGGCAACCUUUGUGGAAUAGCUUCAUUUGCCAGCUAUCCACUGAUGUGAAAAAUAGACUUAAUCCUGGCAGGCAGGAAUGAAGAGUCAAACAUGCUUUAAAAUUAAUUUUGUUCUGAGUUCCCCAAAGAACUGUAGCCUUCAAUAAGUCCUGUCUUGAAUCAUACAAAUUUGAUGGACCCCAAAGGAUCUGUUAAAUGCAAGAACAAAAAACUACUGUAAGAAUCACUGCUUGCUAUAAAACUUCAUGAGUGCUAGCCGUCUUGGCAUAUUGCUUUCAUGUUCCCUAACCAGCCUGGAGCAGCAUUCAGAAAAUCAUCUACACCAACUACUUCAACCAACUAGUCACAUGAUACUGGUUCUCCUUGCAUCCGAAGAAGUGAGGUUUUUACUCACGAUAGCUUAUGCCCAAAUAAAUCUGUUAGUCUUUAAGGUGCCACCAGACUCCUUGUUGUUUUUGGUUCUCCUUGUUUCAUUAAUAGAAGUUAAAAACAUAUUAGGAAAUCAUCUAAUAUUACUUUCCUAAAUGGGCAAUUGCUAGUCACAAACAGGAGUGGAGGUGGUGCAUGUGUUCACAAAUUGAAGGAGAUGUGUCCUCAAAACAAUCUCUUUAUUUUAUGGUCCACUCUAUGAAUAGCUGCUAAUUUUUGUAAUGAUGGACACCCUAUAACUACCUAGAUAGAUUAUUCAAAAAGUUUGAGAAGCUUUCUAUAAUCAAGUUUCUCAAAGGUUUUGCAGGUGAAACCGUUGCUUUUUAAUUUGCCAAAAAUGCCCUUUUUUAAUGCUCGGGUUUUUAAGAACCUCAAAACACACCUGAAAACAGUUGGAUAUGAUGUGUGAUAAGUAGCGUUGGAUGAAUUCCUGGAGAUUUCACCACAUGACACAAUCUUUAAUUAAAGAUUAAUCUUUAAUUCCUGCAGACUCCAGUACAAUCCUGGAGGGUUGGCAACCCUAAUGAUACGAUGUACUAUGGCACCAAAGUCAAUGUUAAAUGUGAGAUUUCCUGACAGUAAGUAAUCUCACAAUUUUAUCUCAUGUAUCACAACUGUUGGUGUUUUUUCUCAAAGAUCUUGGAUUCUUGUGAUUAUGUGAGGAUCUCAGCCGUCUUUUUAUUUUUUUUAAAUGUGUUUCUAGUGCUCAUGGUUGUGGAUAAAAGGUUGAAAAUGUGCCCCAAGUGAACCCCUACAGGCUCAAAGACCAGAAGGAAAAUAAAAAGCACCCUAAAUGUAUUUUUAAUCUCAUGAUUUUGGGCGGGGGCGUGACUCAUCAUUUUUGAAUGCUUGGGGUUGGCAAUACUCAUGUUAUAAUCUAGGUGAUGUAUUACAGAAAGAUGCAUGCAUGAUAAUUCAGAAUCUAUGUUAGGUCUUCUACCUUGUCCUGCUUCCUGGGUUUCUUGGUAAUUAAUGUCUUUGGGCUUGUCUUCACUACCCGCUUGGAUCGGUGGGUAGAAAUCAAUCUCUCGGGGAUUGAAUUAUCGCGUCUCGUUGGGACGCAACAAUCGAUCCCCAAAUCGACGUGCGUACUCCACCAGCGCAGGUAGGAGUAAGCGCCGUCGACGGGGGAGCUGCGGCAGUUGAUUUGCCGCCGUCAUCACAGCUGGGUAAGUCGGUUAUUCGCAUAGCUGAAUUUGCGUAUCUUAAAUCGAUUCCCUCCCCCCCCAGUGUAGACCUAGCCUUAGUAUGUUAAUUCCCCAAGAAUUGUACUGGGAUAACAGCUAGUAUAAUCUUUCAGAAUGAGGUUUUUAUUAAUUUUAAAUUGUUAAAUGACAAUCAAAGAUGUUUUCUCAAAACUUGCUUAAAAUGCUGAUUAUAAGAUUUUGCAUGCAUUACUUCCCACAGAAGCUUUAGUUUGUGGUGAUCAGUGUUGGUACAGUAUUGUGUAGCUAGCACCAGGACAGUAAAGGACACUUAAUUAGAGUGCUUAUUAGCUGAAACUUUGAUAUUUUUGUCCUUUUUUACUAAAUAAAAGCAAAACCUGAGAUAUGGCUUGAUAUUUGUCUAGUUUAAUUUUUAACUUAGAUGUUAUUGGUUUUUAAAUAUUGCACAAUACAUCUUUUUCAAAAUACAGUUCACAAAAAGUUUUUAACAAAACCAGUUCCAUUUCUGGCAAAGAAAUGUAGAACGAUGAAACAGUAAUAGGGAAUAUAGUCCUCUUUUAAUACUUUUCCUCAGAAAUUGCCAUAUACAUUAGUAGGGUGACUAGAUGUCCCAAUUUUAAAGGGACAGUCCCGAUAUUUGGGGCUUUUUCUUAUAUAGAUGCCAAUUACUCGCCACCCCCGUCCCAAUUUUUCACACUUACUAUCCAGUCACCCUAUAUAUUAGGCUACACUUGUGACUGUCCUAUCGUGUAUGUGCCCUAUUCCCCUCUGUGAGAUGGACUAUCCAAUAUGAUCUAAUGUUUUUAUGAUCCUGUAGGUGUCACUAGGCAUCACCCUAGCUAACUCGGGGGGUUGGAAGACCCGAAAGUCGAUGAAGCCCCCUCGCUCUAGGCCAAAGUGAAUCAAAGCCCCUGCAUGUUAAACUUUACUAACCUCACAGGCCAGCAGCUGGGAAGCAGUAGUGAUA